Molecule: messenger RNA, 2355 nt
Organism: Pipistrellus nathusii (Nathusius's pipistrelle)
Lineage: Eukaryota; Metazoa; Chordata; Mammalia; Chiroptera; Vespertilionidae
Source: the annotation of a GenBank genome assembly
AUGGGGAGCGGCAGCGUGAUCCACUGUAGGUGUGCCAAGUGUUUCUGUUACCCUACCAAGCGAAGAAUAAGAAGAAGACCCAGAAACUUAACCAUUUUGAGUCUCCCAGAAGAUGUGCUCUUUCACAUCCUGAAAUGGCUUUCUGUUGAGGACAUCCUUGCCGUUCGAGCCGUGCACUCCCACCUGAAGUACCUGGUGGACAACCAUGCCAGCGUGUGGGCAUGUGCCAGCUUUCAAGAGCUAUGGCCUUCUCCAAGGAACUUGAAGCUCUUUGAAAGGGCUGCUGAAAAGGGGAAUUUUGAAGCUGCUGUGAAGCUAGGCAUUGCCUACCUCUACAAUGAAGGCUUGUCUGUGUCUGAUGAGGCCCGUGCAGAAGUGAAUGGCCUGAAAGCCUCCCACUACUUCAGUCUCGCUGAGCGCCUGAAUGUCAGUGCUGCGCCCUUCAUCUGGCUCUUCAUCCGCCCGCCGUGGUCAGUGUCUGGAAGCUGCUGCAAGGCCGUGGUUCACGAGAGCCUCAGAGCAGAGUGCCAGCUGCAAAGAACUCACAGAGCGGCCAUACUGCACUGCUUGGGGAGAGUACUGAAUCUUUUUGAGGAUGAAGAGAAAAAGAAGCAGGCUCGUGAUCUGUUUGAAGAGUCUGCCAAUCAGGGAUGUUUGACCAGCUCGUACCUCCUCUGGGAAAGUGACAGAAUGACGGAUAUGUCUGAUCCUGGACGAUGCCUCCACAACUUCCGGAAACUCAGGGACUAUGCUGCCAAAGGCUGCUGGGAAGCCCAGCUGUCUUUAGCCAAAGCCUGUGCAAAUGGAAACCAGCUUGGACUAGAAGUGAAAGCAUCCAAUGAGAUAGUCUGCCAGCUCUUUCAGGCUUCCCACGCUGCUAAUAAGCAGGAGGUCUUUUCCGUGCAGAAGGGACUCAACGACACGAUGAGGUACAUUCUAAUCGACUGGCUGGUAGAAGUUGCCACCAUGAAGGACUUCACAAGCCUGUGCCUUCACCUGACCGUGGAGUGUGUGGACCGAUACCUACGGAGGAGGCUGGUGCCCCGGUAUAAGCUCCAGUUGCUGGGCAUUGCCUGCAUGGUCAUCUGCACUCGGUUCAUCAACAAAGAGAUCUUGACAAUCCGGGAAGCCGUGUGGCUCACAGACAAUACGUACAAGUAUGAGGACCUGGUGAGGAUGAUGGGAGAGAUCAUUUCUGCACUAGAAGGGAAGAUUCGAGUCCCUACCGUGGUUGAUUAUAAGGAUAUCUUGCUGACGCUGAUCCCUAUGCCACCAAGAACCCAGCACCUGUGCAGCUUCCUCUGCGAGCUCUCCCUACUGCACACCAGCCUGGCCGCCUACUCCCCAGCACGCCUGGCCGCAGCCGCCCUGCUGCUAGCAAGGUUGACACAUGGGCAAACACAGCCCUGGAGCACUCAGCUAUGGGACCUCACCGGGUUCUCCUGUGAAGACCUCAUACCGUGUGUCUUGAGUCUUCACCAAAAGUGCUUCCAUGACGACGUCCCUAAGGACUAUAGACAAGUCUCUCUGACGGCCGUCAAACAGCGAUUUGAGGACAAGCGUUACCAAGAGAUCAGCCAGGAAGAGGUGCUGAGCUACAGCCAGGUGUGCGCAGCUCUAGGAGUGAAACAAGAGAGCCCGGAACCCACGUCUUUCCUCAGCUCCGGGGACAUUCACACCUUCCUUAGCUCUCCUUCUGCAAGGAAAACCAAGAGGAAGCGAGAGAACAGCCUCCAGGAGGACAGGGGCAGCUUCGUCACCACCCCCACCGCAGAGCUGUCCAGCCAGGAAGAGACGCUACUGGGCAGCUUCCUGGACUGGAACCUGGACUACUGCUCUGGCUACGAGGGCGACCAGGAGAGCGAGGGCGAGAAGGAGGGUGAUGUGACGGCUCCCAGCGGCGUCCUUGAUGUCACCGUGGUGUACCUCAAUCCAGAAGAGCACUGCGGCCAGGAAUCUAGUGAUGAGGAGGCCUGCCUGGAGGACGAGGGAUGCCAGGAUCUGCACGCCAUGGUGCCAAGCACCCAGACACCUCUGGCCCUAGGGCCCAAGCCCCCUCUCUGUGGCAGCAGGGAACUGGGCAAGGACAUUGCAACCUCAGGGUACUCCUCCGUCAGCAGCGUGAGUCCCACAAACUCCGUGAAUGGCGGCCCUCCCCAAUCUACCUCAGCACACUCCCCAGGCAGCGACUCGAACACACUGCAUUGCCACCAUCAUGCCAGGAAGUCGUGUUUACAGUGUCGUCCCUCAAGUUCCCCAGAGAGCAGUGUUCCCCGGCAAGAGGUGAAAAGGAAAAACCUAUCUGCCCCCAGCGAGGAGGAGCAGGACACGAACUUGGGCUUCCUGGAGCUGUGA